Cryptomeria japonica (Japanese cedar) is the source of this 630-nucleotide messenger RNA. Its product is annotated as rust resistance kinase Lr10-like. Gene Ontology annotation, molecular function: protein kinase activity; ATP binding. The transcript has a single exon. Lineage: Eukaryota; Viridiplantae; Streptophyta; Pinopsida; Cupressales; Cupressaceae. The record is from RefSeq and is a predicted model, not a curated record. Gene Ontology annotation, biological process: protein phosphorylation. The coding region runs from base 1 to 630 and encodes 209 amino acids.
AUGCCCAGCAGAUAUUCAUAUUCUCAACUGAAGAAGAUCACCAACAAUUUUGCAGAUAAAUUGGGUGAAGGCGCUUUUGGUGUGGUUUACAAAGGAAAGCUCUCUAGCGGUACUAUGGUGGCUGUAAAAAUUCUGGAUCAGUCGAGACACAGUGAGAGCCAGUUCAUGAACGAAGUUGCAACUGUCGGAAGGAUCCAUCACGUUAAUUUGGUUCGACUGAUGGGCUAUUGCUUCAAAGAAGCUAGAAGAGCACUUGUCUAUGAGGACGUCGUGAAUGGGUGUAUGGAGAAGUUUAUAUUUGCAGAAAAAGGAAAAGAACAGAUUGUCAAUUGGGACCAGUUGUAUUCAAUUGCUUUGGGCGCAGCUUGUGGGAUUGCGUAUUUACACCAAGACUGCAACAGAUGCAUCAUCCAUUUCGACAUUAAGCCUCACAAUAUACUCUUGGAUGCGGAGUUCAUAGCCAAAGUAGCUGAUUUUGGUCUGGCUAAGCUUUGUGGAAAGGGGGACAAUCACAUAUCACUUACGACAACGAGAGGAACCCCAGGGUACGUUGCGCCAGAGCUUUGGUACAGAAAUUUGGGUCCUGUAACGAACAAAUCAGAUGUUUACAGUUUUGGAAUGGUGUUAUAG